UUCUGAGCGUGCCACGUGUUUCUGUGUGUAGUACAGCCGUCUCGGGAGACAGGAAGUGGGCGGGCGUCAGCUUUGCGCGACGCACACACGGAGUACCCAGAGGAGAUGCGUGGUUUUGGGGAGUCAGCCACCGGCUGCUGCUCCGACGUGUUUGGGGAGAAGUGCAGGUCAAACAAACGAGAGAUUUAAAAAACGAAAACAGAAGACCGAGACAUGUCUGGAAAUGUUACGCACGGAGCCUGCGAGAGCAUCAACCUGAACUUUACGCACGCCUUCCUGCCGCCCGUCUUUGUCAUCGUGUUUGUCGUCGGGACGCUGUCCAACAUCUGGGGACUCCGGAGCGUGUGCGCUAGCUGGAGCAAAAUCGGGAGCAUCAACGUGUUCAUGUUCAACCUGGGGGUGGCGGACCUGCUGUACCUGGCCACCCUGCCCUUCCUCGUGCACUACUACGCGCGCAACAGUCGUUGGCAGUUCGGCCAGACUUUCUGCAAGGUGACGCGCUUCUGCUUUAACCUCAACCUGUACGGCAGCAUCGGCUUCCUAACCUGCAUCAGCGUCUACAGGUACCUGGGCAUCGUGCACCCCAUGUGGGUGAUGGGCAAAAUCACCAGCCGCCACUCACUGGCCGUCAGCGCCCUGGUCUGGCUGCUCGUCAUCAUCCAGAUCCUGCCCGACAUGUUCUUCGACAAGAACGAUCCGGGGUCCCCGAACUCGUGUUACGACACCACGUCGAACAAGCUGAUCCAAAGCUACAUGCCGUACAGCAUCGGCUGGACCGUGACGGGGUUUGCCGUGCCGUUGGUCAUCAUCCUGGUCUGUUACGGGCACGUCGUCGCGGUUCUCGCCAAGAAAGCCAACGUCAACCCGCUGCUGAAGCAGCGGUGCUUGAAGCUGGUCGUGAUCCUGUUGAUCCUCUUCUCCGUUUGCUUCAUCCCCUACCACGUGUUUCGAAACCUCAACCUUACGACCAGGAUUCUGAAGAAACGCGGAUUCUGCCACGCGAGCUUCCGCGACAUCUACAUAGCGCAUCAGGUGAGCAGGUGCCUGGCGUGUCUCAACAGCGCCAUCAACCCGCUGGUUUACAUCGUCGGGAACGACGAGUUCCUCAUGAAGCUCCAGCACCUCAGCAGGCGGGCCCGGGUGUCUCUGGCGGGUCUGACAGGAGCCGUCCGGUACCGCAAACCGAUAGAGGUGGACCCGGAUUCGCCGUCGGACACUCGCGGUAAUAACUCCGAGCUGAUGAAAGGAUGAGACGCACCAUCGGGUUCCCUCCCACGUUUCUGAGAAUAAUGAUGUUCGGUGACUGCAGGAUAUGAAGCCUAUUAUCGGCCAUAAGUCAUCGGCUCACCGAGGUGCACACGAACGCAGCACUUCGUCCGGAUCUGCUGCACGUGGUCACAGUAGGCAGAAGUUGUUUUUGCAGCUGGAGCUCAUGUUUGUAUCUCGUGUAGUUUUCGUUAUUGUACAUAUGCUGUUCAUAUUUUUGCACUUUUUAAUGCAUUGCUCUGUGAUUACUUUGUGCAGGGGGAGUCUUGUCCACUGCGCAUGAGCACCUGUUUCUAACUCGAGACAUAUUGCACUCGACCUUAUACCUUUGCACUGUUACAGGUGAAGCUUGUCUUACCCCCGUGGUUUAUGUGAGACAUUUGAGAAGAGCACUGUUCCCUCAGCUUUUUUCUUAUAAUAGAUUCAAGGAACUGCAGUGAUGAUGUAAAUGUUGUAAGUUAGCUAAGUUAAAGAAAAUACCACGCUGUUAAAAAAAAAGGUAACGUCCAUGUAUUACUUCAAUAGAAGUACAGAAGUAUUAUCAAAGAAUGUACUCAAAUAACACUUAUUAAAGUACUCUUUAUGCAGAAUGCCA
Messenger RNA from Pseudoliparis swirei, 1861 nucleotides. RefSeq names its product P2Y purinoceptor 1-like. Gene Ontology annotation, molecular function: neuropeptide receptor activity. Lineage: Eukaryota; Metazoa; Chordata; Actinopteri; Perciformes; Liparidae. The coding region runs from base 214 to 1251 and encodes 345 amino acids. The transcript has a single exon. The record is from RefSeq and is a predicted model, not a curated record. Gene Ontology annotation, cellular component: membrane. Gene Ontology annotation, biological process: G protein-coupled receptor signaling pathway.